AUCAUCAUCGUGCACAUGAGAUCAUUGCUGUAAUCAAGAACAUCCAUCCCACCAACACCCACUUCUUGUUCGAUUUAUCGUUCAAAACCACCUCUACAAUAUUGCGGUACACCCAGACGGUUUGCCGAAUUGUCCAACACCCUCUGUCUCAUUGUACGAAACAAAGUUUUCCCCCUUAUCUCUUGACCGAUACCUUCAGGUCGGCCCCUCGAAGUCCAGCCCACACAAAACGACCUUCUUCCUUUUCUCGUAUAUCGCAUCACUCGCGACACUACUUCUAUUGCUUUUCAUCUUCCAUCAUUCCAGCAGUUGCUGCUACUCUGACGACAGACCGGCUGAUCCCCCGAAAAGUCGGUGUACACAUCACAAGCCCGCCUUGCGUUACGCACGACCUAGUCUAGAUUGUGCUCCCAAUCCCCUCCUCUCCCAUCCGCCCCCCGCGACAUACCAUGACCUCGUCAAAUGGGAACCACAAGCGGGUUCCGUCCAUUGAUCCCUUUUCGCACCCUGAUGUCUACUACGGAGAUGAAGAUUCCCUUGCAAGGAUCAGAGACCGGCGGCGCGCUUUCUCGACGAGCGUGAAGGACUACGGUCGCGGAGAGAUUUCUGAGUAUCUGGGUACUUUGCCGUCAAGACGGGGUAGUCACGAUGAGCACUCCGGACAGCCUCGCAAGUUCCUCAUCAAUGUCGAUGAGACGCUCGAUGCGCUUCUGAAGCAGGAGGAUACCGAUAAGAAUAUGCAGAUCACGAUCGAAGACGUUGGACCCAAGGUACUCUCUGUCGGAACUGCAGGAUCCUCCGGAUACAACCGCGUCGACGUUCGCGGUACCUACAUGCUUUCCAACCUCCUCCAGGAGCUUACUAUCGCCAAAGACUACGGUCGCAAGCACGUUGUUCUAGAUGAAGUCCGUUUGAGCGAGAACCCCGUUGCCCGACUUUCGCGACUCAUCAAGAACUCCUUCUGGAACGCCCUGACAAGACGUAUUGAUGGCUCCAAUAUCGAGGUAGCGGGCAAGGACCCCAAGGACUGGACUGAUGACCCACGACCCCGUAUCUAUAUUCCCCCUGGUGCCCCGGAACAAUUCGAAUACUACUCCAAAAUUGCCGAAAAACACCCGGAGCUACGUCUCGAUGUCAUAAUGCUUGAUGCCAAUAUCACCCCUGACUAUGUCAUGUCGCUCAAGGAGAAGCCUGGAUUGUUGGCGUUGGCAAUGACCAAGAAGCACGACGAUGAGACAGGGGAGGAUGAAUACACUGGUGUUCCGUUUGUGGUGCCGGGAGGUCGUUUCAACGAGCUCUAUGGCUGGGACAGCUACAUGGAGUCUCUGGGUCUUCUCGUGAGCGACCGCGUUGAUCUUGCUAAGGGAAUGGUCAUCAACUUCUGCUUCGAAAUCAAGCACUACGGCAAGAUUCUCAACGCCAAUCGGUCAUACUACCUCACCCGCUCGCAGCCCCCAUUCCUGACCGAUAUGGCUCUGCGGGUCUACGAGCGCAUCAAAAACGAGCCUGAUUCAAGAGAGUUUUUGCGGAACGCAGUUUUUGCCGCUAUCAAGGAGUAUUACAGUGUCUGGGCUGCUGAGCCACGACUUGACCCCGUGACCGGUCUCUCACGAUAUCGCCCGGAGGGUUGGGGUGUGCCGCCAGAGACGGAGCCGACUCACUUUAUUCACCUCCUCAUGCCGUACGCCGAGAAGCACGGUAUGAGCUUCGAGGAAUUUGUGGAGGCGUACAACUCGCGCGCUAUCAUCGAGCCCGAACUCGACGAGUACUUCCUGCAUGAUCGUGCCGUCCGCGAGUCCGGUCACGAUACCAGUUAUCGUCUGGAGCGGGUAUGCGGCAACCUGGCGACUGUCGACCUCAACUCCCUGCUGUAUAAAUACGAGGUCGACAUUGCCCGCAUUAUCCGCAUUCAUUUCAACGAUAGGCUCGAAAUUCCAGUCGAAUUCCGGACCCCCGCAACCAAAGACACUGCGUUUGAGUCUUCAUCGACCUGGGACCGCCGCGCUCGCAAGCGCAAGCAGCGCAUGGACCAACUCCUCUGGGACGCUGACAAGGGCAUGUUCUUCGACUAUGACACCGUCAAGCAGCAACGCACCGGCUAUGAAUCCGCGACUACCUUCUGGGCUUUGUGGGCUGGACUGGCGACGCCCGCACAGGCCGCCACGAUGGUGGAAAAGGCUUUGCCUCGGCUCGAAGCUUACGGUGGCCUGGUCUCCGGUACGGAAGAGUCGCGUGGCCCGGUGGGCUUGGAGCGCCCGAAUCGGCAGUGGGACUUCCCUUACGGCUGGGCGCCGCAGCAGAUGCUCGCGUGGACGGGCUUCCUGCGCUACGGUUACCAAGAGGAAGCUGAGCGGUUGGCAUACAAAUGGUUGUACAUGAUCACCAAGGCCUUUGUCGAUUUCAAUGGUGUAGUCGUGGAGAAGUAUGAUGUAACCCGCCCGAUUGAUCCGCACCGAGUGGAUGCCGAGUACGGCAAUCAGGGUACCGAUUUCAAGGGGGCGCCACGUGAAGGAUUCGGCUGGGUUAACGCUAGCUACGUGUAUGGCCUGGAGAUUCUCAAUGCACACAUGAGACGCUCUUUGGGUGCUAUCACCCCGUACGAGACGUGGAAAAAGGCCGUUGAUGCGUCGGAUGCGUUUUAAUUCAGCCUUGGUUGGAAACUACGUCCAUCUCGGAGAUGAUGAUCCUGGUAGACGUUGAACGGAACAGAAAAAAAAAACUCAUGCAUUUAGAAGUGAGUAUAGGACGUUUUGGAGAGACUUGGUUGUGUCUUUUAUUGGUGCAAGGCGAGGUGUCAUGUCAGAUAAUCCCAGUGUCAUCACUCAUCGUGGCACCGGUUACUCGGAUAUGGGAGAAAGAUGUACAAAGUUAUUCGGAACCGAGUUCCUGUUUACUCCACGUUUAUCUCUGACGCAAUGCAAUCUUACUUCAAUCAACGAAAUCCAAAAAUCAC
Messenger RNA from Penicillium brasilianum, 2953 nucleotides. NCBI's taxonomy places the organism in Eukaryota, Fungi, Ascomycota, Eurotiomycetes, Eurotiales, Aspergillaceae. The record is from the annotation of a GenBank genome assembly.